Copidosoma floridanum is the source of this 1974-nucleotide messenger RNA. RefSeq names its product protein obstructor-E. NCBI's taxonomy places the organism in Eukaryota, Metazoa, Arthropoda, Insecta, Hymenoptera, Encyrtidae. Gene Ontology annotation, cellular component: extracellular region. Gene Ontology annotation, molecular function: chitin binding. The record is from RefSeq and is a predicted model, not a curated record.
AUGAUUUUGGUAGUACCGGAGCAAAAGUCGCUGGGCCAGAAGCAGCAGCAGGAGGACCCCUGCCAGACAAAGUCUCGGGUCGUCGGCGACGUGGAGUACUGCGACCGCUACUGGGAGUGCGUGAGCGGUCGCCCGGAGCUCUUCGACUGCCCGAACGGUUUGGUAUUUGCCGGCAAGCACCGGGGGGUCACCGAAGGCUGCGACUACCCAUGGCGCGCCAAUUACUGCGACGGCAAGCGCCAAGCUAACCCGCCGAUCGGCGCCGAACACUGCGACUGGCUCUACGGCAUCUUCGGACACGAGACCAGCUGCACGAGGUACUGGACCUGCUGGAACGGCACCGCCACCGAACAGCUGUGCAUCGGCGGCCUACUCUACAACGAACGGGCGCGCUCCUGCGAUUGGCCCGAGAACGUCGAGGGAUGCCAGAAGCACCCUCUCUGCAACGACGACGCGAACGGUAACGUUCCGCUGGGCAAGUCGUGCAACCGCUACUGGCAGUGCCAAGGCGGCUACCCCCGGCUCCAGCGUUGCCCGGCCAUGCUGGUGUUCGACAAGCGCUCUCUGCGCUGCGUCGUCCCGCCAACCGAGGACUGCGACGUGCCGACGACUCCGCCCAACCUCGAUGGCGACCUACCCGAGAACCGCAACGAGCAAGAGCCCGAGGAGGAGAACUUACCCCCUGGGGUGGCGUCCCUGCCACAGGGUGCCAUUCCCCUGCAGCUCACGAGAGCCCAACAACAACAGCAGCAGCAAGGAAGGACCAGGAACUGAACCACCCGCCUCUCCGUAUCAUACACUAUUGAGUUUCUUUUAUUCUUUUUUUUCUUUUUUUUUUUUUUUCAUACAAAAUGUACCGAGGCAGUUCCAUAUUACGUACACUUGUAGAGCGACUGCGAGAACGUGACGCGACGACACCCUAUACCUACACACCUACCAUCGUUAUUAUAUUGGUAUUCCUAUUUUUUUUUUUUCUCUUCCCUCUCUCUUAUUCGUUCUACUUAUAUUUCGUAGCUUUAACGUGUACCUAUGAUACUUCGGUAAGAAAGAGGAAUUGAUGUUGCGAAACCAUGUCCUAGUAUAUGUUUAUCUCUGCUUUCGCACGCGCAUUACGUAUAAUAUCACAUUGUACACACGUAUUCUCAUGUAAUUUUUCACACCCGGUACGAAGUAACUGAUAUCGUCAAGAGAUAAGGUUUUUUUACCAAAUGAUAAUUUUUUUUUUUUGUUUUAAUAUUUUUCUUUUUAUUAUAAACCCCAUGUAAAAAGACAAGGAAAUUCAAGGUGACUUGGAAAGAGAUGAUGAAGAAAAGUAAAAAUAAUAAUGCUCUGUGCGGAAAUUUCGAAAAUUUUCCAUUUAGAAUUCCUGUGGAGCCCAAAAAACGUACAAUUCGGGACUACACUAUCAAGCGACUUGGAAGUCAUCUUUGUUACCAUUUAAUUUUUUUCUUUUUUUUAACUUUAUUGUGCAGAGCUCAAAGUGGGCACUCGGAUGAUACGCAAUUGUAAUUUUUCAUUGAGCUCCCUGUACUCGUUGCCUUUUUUUAUUCUUAUUUCUGAUUUUUAUCCUUCUCUCGCUUUUUUUACACACUAGAACGACAAAAGCCAUCAAUUCAUGCGAUUUCAUGACUUUUAGUUAUAAAUUAACGCACGCCACACUUGAACAUUCACACAUGUGUAGACAAUUGUGACCCUGUAAUGUUUCGUUAUAAUAUGUAUUUUUUUUAUAUAUAACAUAUAUUACACGUAUAUCAGUGUAUUCCUUUACCUCUAAGUGAUACGGUUGGAAGAUAAAAGUGAACUUUGUUUUGAUGAACAAAUUAAGAUUAGCAUUUGGAAAAAUUUGAAGACGGACUGCAGGUAGUCUGUUAACAGCUUGUGUUUUUUCACGACGAGCAAGCAAGCAGUAGCCGAAAAAAAGAGUUGUUUCUUGAACUUUUGUACAUCGAUUUGUAAGAAAUUAAAUAAGUUAUU